AUGGCUCGCCCGAAAGCAACAGCUGAUGAUAAAGCGCAGAAGGCAGCGAUUCGCGCCCUGAAGGAGCCUUUGGCAGCCAGAACAGAAUAUUCACCUUGGUUUUUCCUCCCAAACGAAUGGCAAGUGCAAAUGGACCUUAGCAAACUCCACCAACCUCCCCCUGCCAUACCCAAAUGGCCACAGAAGACAAUGACCAUGACUAUGAUUCCAGCCGGAAUUGUCAAAGACAGACCACACGAUUGGGACGACGGAGGCUACUGGAUCAAGUUCAACUAUACCACCGCAUUUCUCAAAUUUCAGGUACUUCACCAUGGGUACAGGUGGCGGAUUCGAGCGGAAAACCGUUAA
Messenger RNA from Aspergillus viridinutans, 348 nucleotides. RefSeq lists its product as uncharacterized. NCBI's taxonomy places the organism in Eukaryota, Fungi, Ascomycota, Eurotiomycetes, Eurotiales, Aspergillaceae. The record is from RefSeq and is a predicted model, not a curated record. The coding region runs from base 1 to 348 and encodes 115 amino acids. The transcript has a single exon.